AUCCACCCCUCCCUCGCCGGACGUUUUCAUACUUUCUACCCUAAGUCGGCGCCGUGAAGAGCAAAAGGAGCAGCUAGCUCCUGGGCAGCUAGCCGGUGGUAGCACGACGAUUGACCAGGAUGUUUAGAGGUUCACCAAUCCUGGUUUGGGCUUGUCCUUCAAGGUCAUCGCAGCUGUUGAGACAAUUGAACCUUUUUGCUUUCUCUGAACGUGUUAGCUCUGCAGGAUUGGAAGUAAAACACAUUCAUGACAGGAGACCUGGAGAAACCCGUGAAAAGACUUUAUGCUGUUUAGCGCAGCUGUCGUCUCUCAGCGCAGACAGUGAGACGUAUCAGCUGGAAGACCUUACAUCUGAAAACCCCCUCUCCAAAGCCAUUUUGAAAAGCUAUUAUCACCACCCUCUGGUUUCUACCAAAACCAAAGUAGCAUCUAAUCUUUUUAGCGCUUUCUGGAACUGUUUAAUCAAUAAUAGUUUCUGGCCUUGGGAUCCUAACCAGAUUACAUUUAGUCUCAUUAAUAAGAGCCAAUGUAACUUUCUCCAGAACUGUCUGCAUCCCAAACACAGUUCUUAUAGUUCUUUCAAAAUGCCAGCACUUAACCCCUGGAUUUUAAACCAGCUCCACUUUCAAGCACAACUCUACUACCGCUCUGCUCAUCAAAUCAGAACUGUUCAUCAGGCUGUCCCUCGUGUGGCAGACACCUGGAGGGACUGCAUGUCCCCUGAGAAUGAAAACAGAUGUCGACAGGUCCUGCAGGCCAACUGGAAGCUCUACGACAUGGAGAAAGUAAGAACAGGGGCCCGUCAGACUCAAGGAAAGAACAAGGGGAAGUGGGCUUCCAUCUUGGUUUCCCUCUGCUACAAUGAGGGCGGACCGGCGUUUCUUUUUACUCUGCGGUCCUCUACGCUGAAGGGCAGGCACAAAGGAGACGUCAGCUUUGCUGGAGGAAAGAGUGAUCCGUCAGACAGAGAUGUAGUGGCCACAGCAUUACGGGAAGCCAGAGAGGAGCUGGGAGUUACUGUUCCAACUGAGAGGGUCUGGGGUGUCAUGAAACCUCUGAGGGACGCAUCGGGGAUGAUGAUUGCUCCAGUGUUGGCUAACCUUGGUCCUCUUGAGGAGUUGACUUUCAAACCGAACCCAGAGGAGGUGGACGAGAUCUUCACCUUAUCCCUGUCACACCUGUCCAGCCCCCAGAACCGUGGCUACACACACUUCCGUAGUGGUGACAAGCAUGGAUACACACUCCCAGUGUUUCGUAAUGGUAAACAUCGAGUGUGGGGUCUGACUGCAGUCGCUCUGGACCAUACUCUGAAACUUAUUAUACCUCCAUACAGUUCUGUUACAGAAAGUUUCAAUUCUUAAAUGCUUUAUUUGAAGCAACUAUCAUGUAUCAAUAAUCAGCCCCUCUAAUUCAUCCACUCUAAUUUUAAUUAUAUAUGAUUUGUUGUGUUUAUCAAGUUUUAGGAGAAGGAUCUUUUCUCCUGUACAUUUACUGAAAAAAAAUAAUAUAAUCUGUUAUGCAUAAAGACAGCUGCCUGCUUUUUUGACCUCACUGAAGAAAUAUACUGUUUAAAUUUUUCUCCUAGGAUUUUUCGUUUAGUUAAUAAAGUGAUGGAGUCAAUUUUUUGUCUGACUGAUCCACAUAUGACCGAAACACAAGAACACUCGUGAAGUCAUGUAUAGUGAACCAAGGCGGCUGUAAAAAGAUCCUGUUUGCCUUCUUAUUUCCUCGUUGAUUGAACCCAGACUGCUAAAAGCCUAAAUGAUGAAAGCAUUUCAUGUUGGUGGAAAAAACACAGCAAUAAAGAUUACUGGUUUUUAUUUUUACAGUAUCUGUAAACUCA
Messenger RNA from Girardinichthys multiradiatus, 1843 nucleotides. It is a transcript of the gene nudt8, whose product is annotated as nudix (nucleoside diphosphate linked moiety X)-type motif 8. NCBI's taxonomy places the organism in Eukaryota, Metazoa, Chordata, Actinopteri, Cyprinodontiformes, Goodeidae. The transcript is spliced from 5 exons. The record is from RefSeq and is a predicted model, not a curated record. Gene Ontology annotation, molecular function: coenzyme A diphosphatase activity. The coding region runs from base 120 to 1361 and encodes 413 amino acids.